AUGUCACAAACCCAGGAAUUGUAUCAUAAGCUGGACUCUACUUUGAAACAGAUCCGUCUCGUUACCAUCGAACCUGGUAAAUGGACAGAUGACAUCCAGUGCACCCUCCGAGAAACUUUGCUAGGCGAUUCGGAACCCUAUGAGACGCUCUCCUAUGUCUGGGGAGACCACACGAAUACGAAGAAUAUCAUUGUGAACGGAAGUAACUUCAAAGCUACGGCAAACCUCGAAUCAGCCCUCCGUCAUCUACGCCGGGACACUCCACGGACUAUGUGGAUUGACGCGAUAUGCAUCAACCAGCGGGACCUGGAAGAGCGUGCUUCGCAAGUAAGCAUUAUGCGCGAUAUCUACCAAGGAAGUAAUGUGACCAUUAUAUGGCUUGGUGACGGGGACGAACGUGCCGAGUCAUUUUUUGGUCUCGCUCGAUGGUUUUACGAUCAAAGUCACAGUGACGGAGAAUCUGUUGAAGAGGUUUGGAUGUGCAUGCGAGAAUUGACAAACACCGAAGAUCAACGUCAGAGCUUGGAAUUCCUGAUCACAGAUAUCCUGAGGCGACCCUGGUGGACCAGAGCAUGGGUGUUUCAAGAGGCCGUGGUAUCUGCAGAAAUACUAGUGAAAUGCGGAAAUCAUGAGAUUACGUGGUUGCCCCUCUGGCGGCUUGCCGAUAUUUUAUUCACUAGGACAUACUUUACCAAUUCCCUUGACCGAGUCUCCACUGCAAAGCUCGAAGAUGUGCUUAAGAUCCAAAAAACGAGAGAAGAAACCCAGAGAGGCCAUGAGAUAUCGCUUACGCAACUCGUUGCUUGGAAUAGACGCCAGCGGUCAUCAGAUCCCAGGGACAAGAUAUUCAGCCUGCUCGGUUUGGCACGUGGUGGGCCAGGAAAUGCUAUACAUCCUGACUAUUCGGUGAAUAACACACUACUGGAGGUGUGCCUUGGCCUUGUUGUGCAUUCUAUCAGAGAUUGGGGUAUGGAUAUAAUAUGCAUGAGCCAAGGAAGCGAGAAAUCCCAGUGGCCAUCUUGGGUACCUGACUGGGAGGUUUACUCGAGUGAAAGCUCCAACGUUGCCAGCCCCUUGGUUGGCUUCUUCGCAGGUGGAGAGCCAAUACUUCUUAAAAACUUUUGGGAUAUCCCCCCAUCUGACUAUGACGCAUCUCGGUCAAGGUCUCCUGAAUAUAGAUUGCUUCUCGACGUGCCGGCUCUGAAAGCUGUAGGCAUUUACGUUGACACCAUUGAUUGUCUGGCAGUAACAUAUGAGCCUGAUAAACACGGAGCAUGGUCUUCAUCGAGACCCGAUCCGUGGGUGGCCCUCUUAACAUCGUAUUUUGAGACCCCACCCCAUAUCCCGGAAAUCUCAAGCUGGAUAUAUACUCUUCACAAGUUUGGAACUCUCAUGGAAAGGGGGAAACUGUUGUCGAAUGAAAAUCCACAUAAAAAACACUUUUUUUCAAUGUCGAUCAAGUUGAUGAGAAAGAUAAGGGAAUCAACAACUGGCCGUGACUAUGUUGGUGGGGGCUCGCUGGCCCAUGCAUACCUCCGAACAUUGAUCGCGGAUACAUUUACCUCUGGCUACAGGACGAAUGGUAUGUCUGACCCCCUGCAUAUGGAUGAAUUCGUUGAAAGUCAAUCUGCACCAAGUGAUGAAGCCACUGAAGAGGACGAUACUGGCUAUGUCCUUGGCGAAGAGUUCGUAGAUGAUUACUGCCUUGGUGUGUCAAUGCUCAAUUACGCUAUUGAGCGUGCAACCUCAUACCGUCGGCUGAUGAUCUCCUCAAAGGGUUAUAUAGGCCUGGUGCCGCCAAAGACUCAGGAAGGAGAUCUCGUAUGUGUUCUGUUCGGUUGUUCUGUGCCUGUUAUUCUCCGCAAGCAAGGGUCUCACUAUAUCUUCAUUGGUGAGAGUUACGUGCAUGGCAUUAUGGACGGGGAGGCAAUCCAGAUGAUGAAUGAGGGACACCUAGUCGAAGAGGACUUUACUUUGGUAUAA
Messenger RNA from Aspergillus luchuensis, 1983 nucleotides. Its product is annotated as HET domain-containing protein. Bases 1 to 1983 code for a protein of 660 amino acids. Lineage: Eukaryota; Fungi; Ascomycota; Eurotiomycetes; Eurotiales; Aspergillaceae. The transcript has a single exon. The record is from RefSeq and is a predicted model, not a curated record.